Venturia canescens is the source of this 1332-nucleotide messenger RNA. RefSeq names its product ubiquinone biosynthesis protein COQ3, mitochondrial (gene Coq3). Gene Ontology annotation, cellular component: mitochondrion. Gene Ontology annotation, molecular function: 2-methoxy-6-polyprenyl-1,4-benzoquinol methyltransferase activity. The transcript has 5 exons. NCBI's taxonomy places the organism in Eukaryota, Metazoa, Arthropoda, Insecta, Hymenoptera, Ichneumonidae. Gene Ontology annotation, biological process: ubiquinone biosynthetic process. Bases 336 to 1199 code for a protein of 287 amino acids. The record is from RefSeq and is a predicted model, not a curated record.
UUUAAAAGGAAAUGAAUCUGCGAUCUUUUCAAAUUUUACAAGUGGACACUAUGCUUACAAUAUAUUUUUCAGGAACAUUACAUCGUUUGUUUAUAGAUGUAACCUUUUCAUCCAUGCAGCGAUGAGAUUGCUCACACGAAGAAUUCGCUGUAAACUUGGCAGCGCCAAUUUAAGUUCUAAAAGUACACAAAUUAUUAUACCGCAAGCAACAUUUCUUACAUAAAUAUUUGUCGCGUGAACAGCUGAUAGCAUAAAACCGGGCGAAAUUAUUAUGACAAAUUGACAGUAAUUUAUUGUUUUUUUUUAUUGAACGAAUUGAAGAAUCGUUUACGAAAAUGAGAGCAUUGAGGAUCAACAAAUCGUUUGAUCAUAUUGUCAAGCAAUUUUUUCGAUACAAUUCAACAGAAUCAGUGAAACAGCUUGAUGAUGCGAUUAAAGCAAAAAGAUCAACAGUGGACCAAGCGGAUGUCAAGCACCAUGCAAAGCAUAGCGAUCAAUGGUGGAAUCUUGAAGGAGAAUUACGAGCUUUGCACGCUUUGAAUCCUCUUAGAGUACAAUUUGUAAGGGACGGUUUAGCCAAUGCUGGUUGGAAAGAGAACAGUCCAUCACGCCCCUUAGAGGGAGUCAAAAUUUUGGACGCAGGUUGCGGUGGAGGCAUUUUGGCCGAACCACUAGCAAGAAUAGGAGCCAAUGUCACUGGCAUUGAUGCUUCCGAUGAAUUGAUAUCCGUUGCCAAAGAGCACGUCAGCUUAGAUCCAAGUUUGUGCAAAAAAUUGAUUUACGUUCAUGGCACUGUGGAAGAACUUGCUAACAAUGAACCUCAGACCUACGAUGCUGUUGUUGCUUCUGAAAUUUUGGAACACGUCGCUGAUAAGGAACUUUUUUUGAAGUCUUGCGUUGAUAUUUUGAAACCGGGUGGCUCAAUAUUCGUCACAACGUUAAACAAAACAAUACAAUCCUUCCUUGGAGGAAUCGUUGCAGCUGAAUACAUCCUGAAAUUGGUAGCUGUUGGAACCCACGAUUGGAACAAGUUCAUUGCACCAGAGGAAACUCAAAGGCUUCUAGAGUCCUGUGGCUGUAAGACCAAAUUGAUCCACGGUAUGUUCUACAAUCCAUUGAAGAAUGAGUGGUUCUGGACAGCUUCAACCUCGAUAAACUACGCGAUUCAUGCAGUCAAGAAAGAACAGACUAGUCAUUGAUAUUUAUUAGCUGCUACGACGAGAUUGUAAAUAUUAAAUUACAGGAGAAAAUGAUGUUUCGUUGAAUUUAUAAAAUAAAGAAAAGUGACAAAAAAAAUUUAAUGAAAUAAAAGGAGAAAAUGUCCUUGUGGAA